Molecule: messenger RNA, 1064 nt
Organism: Ectocarpus sp. CCAP 1310/34
Lineage: Eukaryota; Phaeophyceae; Ectocarpales; Ectocarpaceae
Source: the annotation of a GenBank genome assembly
UCACCGUAUCGAAGCAGAGCCAGGUGAUGGCGCAGGUCACCUAUCAGGCGCUUUUCCGGAGCUUCCCCAAGCUGUGCGGCAUGACGGGUACCGCCAUGACCGACGCGAACGAGCUCGGCACCACCUACGGCUUGCAAGUGGUCCAGUCCCGAGCCCGCAGCAAGACCUCAUACGGCCACCCCACCUCCCUUUUGUUGCAUGUCCUCAAGAUCCCUACGGCCCUGCCGAUUGCGAGGAGAGACUACCCCGACGUCGUCUUCCGCAACCGCGAGGGUGCUAACGCGGCCAUGCUCAAUGAGGUGGAGAGGCUCCACAAGGACGGGAGGCCGGUCCUGAUCGGAACCACAAACGUCCGCAUGUCAGACCAGACGGCGAAGGAUCUCGAGGAGAGGGGGGUCCCGUGCCAGACCCUUAACGCCAACCCCGACUUGGUUGAGCGAGAGAGCGAGAUCGUGGGGCAGGCUGGUCGGCUUGGAGUGGUGACGGUAGCGACUAACAUGGCCGGCAGGGGCACAGAUAUCUUGCUGGGCGGGAAUCCGUCGGUGAUGGCGAGGAUCAGGGUCAGGGACGCCCUGGCGGCUGAGUUGCUCAGCGAUGAAGACCUCGCGGCGGUGCCCAAGGUGGGAGAAAACUUCUUCCCCUGUGAACUCCCGGAAGAGGCGUCGUCGGCUCUGGAGGAGGCCAUCGCCGCAUGCAAGGGUGACUCCGCGCUCUUUGCCUCCGACAACGACAGCAGCGACGCCGGGAAGCUGCUUUCGCGGGAGGCGCUAGAGGGCCUGGUGUCUGCGGCUUGCGAGGCGGGACCUGUGGAGGGUGACGGGGCCGUGGCUGUCAGGGAGGCGGCGACGGCCAUCAAGAAAAGCUUCGCCGAUGCCCUCAGCGAGGAAAAAGAAAAGGUAAACUGCGCGCAAGUGGUGCUCGAACUCGGCGGCCUUUACGUGGUGGGCACGGCAAGGCACGAGAGCCGUCGCGUAGACAACCAGCUUAGGGGGAGAGCCGGGAGGCAGGGGGACCCGGGGGCGACACGGUUCUUCCUUUCACUGGACGACGACAUCUUCAGGUGA